AUGUCUUUACAGAAUGCUUCAAUCAAAGUAACAGAAUUUAUCAUAGGUGGUUUUGACAAAACUAAAAAGCCUUUUGUGGUUGGUGUGGUUAUAUUAAUUACCUAUGUUCUUGCUAUAUUAGCCAAUAUGAUGAACAUCCUCUUCAUCAUAAAUGACAAGCGAUUACACAAACCAAUGUAUCUUCUGAUUUGCAACCUUGCUGUUGUUGAUAUACUGUACACCUCCAGUAGCAGUCCAACAAUGAUUGGAGUUCUAGUUGCUGGUGUUAAUACCAUAUCCUAUGUGCCAUGCUUCAUUGAAAUGUUUGCUUUCCAUCUGAAGUACAGUUUCUGUGAAUAUGCUGCCGUAAUGCGAACUACAUGUGUUGAUCCCACACCCUACUUCAAUCUGGUUACCAUCAUAAUGUUUUUUCUUAUAUUUUUCACUUUCGCAUUUAUUUGCCUGUCAUACAUUUUGAUCAUAUUUUUUGUCCAAUUAUCAUCAAAUAAUAACAAAAGGAAAAUGGGCAGCACUUGUUUGAGUCACUUGGUUGUAGUAACAUGUUAUUACUGUCCAAGGAUGGACAGAGAGGUCCUCCUGGGAGCCACCGUAACGCCGGACGGUCUUUUUGGAUUCUUCUCCUCUGUCACUCAGUGCUUCAAUAGGCUCAAAGAAGAGAAGGCACAGUUGAGCCAUCAUCUGCCACUCGCCCCUUCUUCGAAUCAGAGAGGAAACAAUAUGCGACACCGCAACGUGACGGCAAGGAGGAGAGUGCGCAGGCAGGCUAGAGCACCAGCAGCCUCCACUGCUUCAGCCACCUCCAACACCACCUCGACGGAGUCACUGCAGCCCCGGCCCAUGCUGCAGUGA
Thunnus maccoyii (southern bluefin tuna) is the source of this 849-nucleotide messenger RNA. RefSeq names its product olfactory receptor 52I2-like. The transcript is spliced from 3 exons. Gene Ontology annotation, molecular function: olfactory receptor activity. Gene Ontology annotation, biological process: G protein-coupled receptor signaling pathway. NCBI's taxonomy places the organism in Eukaryota, Metazoa, Chordata, Actinopteri, Scombriformes, Scombridae. Bases 1 to 849 code for a protein of 282 amino acids. The record is from RefSeq and is a predicted model, not a curated record. Gene Ontology annotation, cellular component: membrane.